CUAAUGAUUAAUGUCUGGAUAUACCAAUGGACUAUUAUAUGGAAAAAUGGACUAUUAUGGAACAACUACUCUGCUGAUGAUGUAUUUGUUUUGUCACUUGUAUACAUUUAUUUAUUGAUAUUCCUAUAUUAUUUUAUUUAUUCUUUAAUUAUUGAUUAAUCCACAUUGUGGAAACAUUAAAAAAAAAAAAAAUAUUACUGUACCGGUAUUAUGAUGAAAAUGUACUCCUAAUUGACUGUAUUUACAAAAAAAAAUUAGAUAGUUCCAGUUGAAAUAUCUAUAGUAUAUUUAUAUAAGUUUAUUAGUAUAACAGUAGAAUCAGAGGUAAUAGAACAGAAAAUAAGUACUUAUUGAAACAGUUACUUUAUUUUUCUGGCUUAGCAUGUAGUUAUAUUUUAUGCUUCCAUGGCUGUCCAUAUGCAGUUUUUCAUCUUUCAUGUGUUACUUUUAUGCUGUAUAUCAUAGUGCUGAAAUAAGCUUACUUGCUUGACAAACAGUAUUUGGGUGAUGGGGAUAAUAUUGGAUGGGGACAUUUAAUGCAAAUGUGAUGAAUAUUAUUGUUUUAACACAAAAAAACAGCAUUUGGUUCAUCCGGUAGUGAUAAAUAUCAUUGUCAAAAAAUGAAAUUAAUAAAUAUUAAAUUCUUAUCCUACAAGUUCUGACUUUGAACCGAAGUGGUAAUCAUAGAGAUGAGAGGCUGCCACAAGAUUGAGCUAGCUUAUUGACUUUCGAUUCUUCAAGAGGGUUAGGUUCAUGUACGAACAUCUCACAUGUUUUUGAGUAUUGCCCAAACCUCUGACUUGAAAAAUUCUGGAGUUUAUUUUUACGGAAUUUGUACUUGGAAUUCAGUCAUUUAUAUGUAAUGAAAUAAUAUGUUCAAGAUAUAAAUUUGGAAAUAUUGUGCUUUUGGAUAUAAUGGCAGAAUCUAAAGAAGAAUCUCUUGGUGAAAUAUAUGUUCAGGUCAAAUUCAGCGGAAUUCAGAAGGAUGAACUGGAUUGUACUGGAAAGGUAUUGCAAAUCGGUAAAUUGAAGGUUCCAAUAUCUAGAUUUGGAUCAUGGGUUUUCCAUUUCAUCUCGGAUCAGAAUGAGAUUGAUGGUUUGUUAGAGACUGGGAUUCCUGCUGUUCUCUUCAUCUGGGCCUUGUACAAGUCUUAUCCAGAGAUCACAGCCUGGGUUUUGGAUCCUAAAGAUUGUUCCUUUGUAUUUGAUGUUGAAAGGAAAGAUAAACGAAGAAUUUUGGACGAAAUUAUUGGAAAAAUGAAGGAAAAUAUUCAGAAAUUCCUCCCAGAAAUUCAGGGAAAGAACUUGAAAAUUACUCUGAUCAGACUGUUAACACAGAAACCAGCCCUACUCUCAUCACCUGCUAUCUCAACUUCUUCUCCCAGCAUGAAAUCAAAAUCUAAUAAAAAGAAGAAAAAAUCGGACAGAGCUAAUGGAAAUCUGGCAACAGAUCCCUGCUCUAAAAGCACUGAAGUAUGGAGGCUGAUAAAACUGCGGAAUGAAAUCCAAACUUCAGCAGACAACAACGCAAAGCUGUGGAAGCUUCUUGAGUUCUGUGUUUCUGCUUAUGAGAUGAAGGAAUUUGAUCAAGCUGAAGAAUUUCUGACAGAAUUGAAUCAAUUGUUGCCAAAUGUACAGAUUCCGUCAGAAGAUGUACCAACUUUACUGCAGGAAAUUAAGAAACUUCAGCAACAACUCUUUGACGACUCAAAUUUUACUCGUUCCGUUGAAUUGAUCAUUGCAUCAGCAGAAUUUGUGAAGGAGAUCAAAAAUGAGGAUGAACGAUUAGAAAAUAUAAAUUUUGAUUUGAGAAAAGUUUGUGAUGGUGUUGCAAGGACUUACGGAGUGAAAUCAAGCUGUUUUGAGGUCUCAGUAGGUUUCAACGAUGAAGUUGGAAGAUCAAGGCCAGAUAGAGGAUCACAGACACUCUAUGCCCAGGCAAUGAAAUCUCAACAAUCUGGAAAACGUGCAUUCAAGCGUUACGAAUUCGGUGAUGCAUUGCGAUGCUAUGAGUCGGCAAUAAAACUUGAGCCAAAGAAAAUGCUGUAUCAUCUUGACAUAGCUGAGGUUUUCUUUGCACAAGGAGACUUGGAGAAAUGCAAAGAAGAGUGCAAUGAAGCAUUACGACUGGCAGAGGAAGGAGAGGACAGACUCAAAUCAAGAGCAUUUGCACAGCUGGGAGAAGUCGAAUUACGAAUGUGCCGACCAGUAGAAGCAUUAUGGUGUUUCGGAGAAUCUCAGAAACUGAAGCACAACCAAGAUAUUGCCAACAAGAUAUCCAAACUCCGAGCUGAGUUCGAUCGAGGUUGCAACAACAUGAUGCGAAAUCGUAAUGAAGUAAAUGGCAAUUCACAGCUACAAACUGUUCCCAACCUAUUUGCUCCUUUCUUUCAGCCUCAUUUACCUCUGCCCCUGCUAGGGUUAGAUAAUGGGUUUGGGGGCUUGAUGUAUGACGAUGAUGAUGAUUAUGAUGAUGAUGAUGAUACUAGUGAUGAUGGCUAUUUAGAUGAGUAAAUUAUUUGUUCCUUCGUCCCCCCUUUUUGGGCAACUAUGCAGAACUAUCCCAUUUAGGGGGGUGGAUGAUGAUGAUGUCUAUUUGGAUGAGUAAAUUAUUUGUUCCCCCGUCCCCCCUUUUUGGGCCACUUUGCGGAGUUAUCAUAUUUGGAGGGUGGAUGAUGGCUAUUUAGAAGAGUAAAUCAUUUAACUAGUUCCCCCUUUUUUUUUCGGGCCUGCCUCUAUGCAGAAUUAUCCUUUUUAGAGGGUGGAUGAUGGCUAUUUAGAUGAGUAAAUCAUUUAACUAGUUCCUCCUCUUUUUUUCGGGCCUGCCUCUAUGCAGAAUUAUACUAUUUCUAGACCUAUCUGUUUUUCAUAUACAUGCACAAUACCUGUACCAACUUUAUAAUCAGUAAUCAAUUAUAAAUCAAUCCUUGUUCUAUGAAGGUGUUACCAUUCAUGGCUAUUUAUAAAAGUAAUUUCCGCAUAAUACCCACUCACGAGGCUGUUGGUUAUAAAUCCAGUUUAAAGUGAACCUAUGGAUCGAUUUGUUCUUGCAUCCUCCCCAACCAAUGGAUCAAUUACUACGUUAAAGCUUGUUGUUGUCGCUAGAUGGCCAUUACUUUUAUUUAUUUCAAAAAAUAUCUGUGAUUUCCAUGUAAUUCGUUUUUCACUUCAAAGUUUUGUGUGAUGACGUCAUCAUAAAUUACCUGCCGCGGUUCCAUAACAUAGUCUGACUGCUGGUACUGUGAAUGAUACCCAUACAACUUCGUUUUGGCCUUCUUGAUCACCAAUCUCUUGUUUAUAUAUUAUAUGACAACAUUUAUCGGACCUCCAGAAGUAUGCCCACCAAGAUGGCACACAACCUGAAUAUAGUAUGUGUGUACAGGUUAGGAUUCAGGUUGUGCGACAUCUUGCACAUACUUCCGGAGCACCCAUUUAUCAUUAGUUUCUGAUGAAGACAGACUCAGGGCCCGGGAGAGUCUUCCAUUAUGCUACCAUUGACUAUGGUUAUCUAGUUGAACUAAUAAUUUAUCUUCAGAUCAUGUUCCCUAUGCAAUAUUAUCCUACUUCUUGACCUGCCUAUACUGAGAAUGAAUUUUGUAUGAUUACAUUAAUAUAGGGUGCCCCAAGUUAAAUAAAACCCUUUACUUAGAUUUUGGUGGGUCUCACUUAUUUUUGAACACCCUGUACAGCUGUACUAUUAUGGGCGACGGUUACUAGGGCUUGUCUAUUAUACGAAUUAACUCUUGAACAAUACCUAUUUAUACCUUGUUUUUUAAUUAAAAUGAGUUCCCGUCCUGUGACAUCCUUUUUCAAUGGCUAUUUACGGUAGGUGAAUAUAGGCACUGUGCACUUUAGGGCCAAUCUAUUAUAGAUUUGCUAUUGAUAAUAAUGGUUGUUUAGAUAAUCCGGGCCUAAUAUUGAAAACAAGCUUUUGUAUGUAUGUGGAGUACAAACUGACUUUAGAUUAUAAACCUACUAUGGCCUGGUCAGAAGGACAAUGGGGAAAACAAUUUUGACGAGUUAAUCCCCCCCCUCAUUGUGCCGUUUAUGCACAACACCUAAGAGUCUUCUGCCUAUUCAUAUGAUUAAAUUAUAUUCCAAUUAGAGUCACAGUACCUAUACAAGCAAGCUAUUUUGAUUAACGCUAUAGUGCCUUGAAAGUGGGGUAGUAACUAGUAAGUCAUGAUUUUUGUUCAGCCUCCCAGUAAAGGGCCAACAGGCAACUUGAACCCAGAGGGCUGCAGAACUGGGAAUGACCCUUUUUUGCGAAUGCGUACUUCAUAAUAGCAAAUUACUCUCCCA
This is a messenger RNA of Styela clava, 4302 nucleotides long. RefSeq lists its product as uncharacterized. Lineage: Eukaryota; Metazoa; Chordata; Ascidiacea; Stolidobranchia; Styelidae. Gene Ontology annotation, molecular function: protein binding. The record is from RefSeq and is a predicted model, not a curated record.